CUCUGCGCAGCUAGCAGCGGCGGCUAAUCCGGCUAACGGCGGCGGUGAUGGCGGAGCUGGUGCAGGGACAGGCCUCGAUGAACCAGCCGGGGCUCAAGUCAGACGGCCUGGUCGAUGCUUUACAGAGGGCCCGGCAGAUUGUGGGGAAGAUGGGGCAGGAAGCCAUGCCCCACCUGAACAGCUCCUCGGCCAGCGUGGAGCCCACGCUGUACUACCCUGGACAGAAACGACCCGGAGAGGACGGAGUAGGUAACCAGCUGCCAGCCAUGGGCCAUCAAAGGGUGAUGACGGAGGAGUACAAGGUGCCGGACAGGAUGGUGGGCUUCAUUAUCGGCCGGGGAGGAGAGCAGAUCACCAGGAUCCAGCUGGAGUCCGGCUGUAAGAUCCAGAUCGCGUCCGACAGCGGCGGCCUGAUGGAGCGGCCGUGUUCGCUGACGGGAACCCCGGAGAGCAUCGAGCAGGCGAAGCGGCUGCUGGUGCAGAUCGUGGAGCGGUGUAGGAACGGUCCGGGUUUCCAUGGAGACGGGGACGGCGGCACCUCCGUGGUGGAGAUGCUGAUCCCCGCCAGCAAAGUGGGUCUGGUGAUCGGUCGGGGAGGCGACACCAUCAAGCAGCUGCAGGAGCGGGCCGGCGUCAAGAUGAUGAUGAUCCAGGACGGCCCGAUGCCGACCGGCGCCGACAAGCCGCUCCGCAUCUCUGGAGAUCCGUACAAAGUCCAGGCGGCCAAGGAGCUGGUUCUGGAGGUGAUCCGGGAGAAGGACGGGGACUUCCGGUCCGGGCGCAGCGACUUUGGAGGCCGGCUGGGAGGAACCAGUCUGGAUGUUCCGGUUCCCAGGUUCGCUGUCGGCAUCGUGAUCGGAAGAAACGGAGAAAUGAUCAAGAAGAUCCAGAAUGAUGCGGGAGUCAGAGUUCAGUUCAAAGCAGAUGACGGCAUCAGUCCGGAGCGCGUUGCCAUGGUGAUGGGUCAGCCGGACCGCUGUCAGCACGCCGUCCACCUCAUCAACGAGCUCAUCCAGACGGCUCAGGAGCGGGACGGCUUCGGCUCCGCCAUCCGGAGCGCCAGGGUCAGAGGUCGCAGCGACUGGGCGAUGGGCUCCCCUGGUCCUCUGCAGGAAGUGACCUACACCAUCCCAGCGGACAAGUGCGGCCUGGUCAUCGGCAAAGGGGGAGAAACCAUCAAGAGCAUCAACCAGCAGUCCGGGGCCCACGUGGAGCUGCAGAGGAACCCGCCGCCCUCCACCGACCCCAACACCCGGGUCUUCACCAUCAGGGGCACCGGCCAGCAGAUGGAGGUGGCCCGCCAGCUCAUAGACGAUAAGAUCGGGGGCUCAGGGAUCAUGAGUAACGGAGGAUUCGGCUUCAGCCCCUUCACUCAGGGCCCCGCGGCGCACCAGAACAGCGGUCAGCCCUUCGUGACCGGGGUCUGGGGCAACACCUACCAGACCAGCUGGCAGAACCCUGGACAGCAGGACCCAGGUCACAGUUUGGCUCAGACAGGACAGAUGGACUACUCCAAAGCAUGGGAGCAGUACUAUAAGAAGCUAGGUCAGCAGAACCAGCCUCAGAACAUGAUGACGGACUACAGUAAGGCCUGGGAAGACUACUACAAGAAACAGAGUCAGUCGUCUCAGCAGAGCUCGGUGCCAGACUACACUGCAGUGUUAGCAGAAUACUACAGACAGCAGCCCUACCUGUGGAACCCCGCCCAGAUACAGGACCACUAGAGGCUCCUGGACGGCGGCUCCCGGCCUCGGACGCUCGUUGACAGCAACCAAAACGUGGUUUCCAAGCAACGCUCUGCCGCUUCUUUCUUCCUUUUUGUAGAGAAAACUAAGGAUUAACUGAAAAAUCACAAACUCUUUUCUUUCUGUUUUUUUUUUAACCUUACAGAGUUGAUAUUUUGUCGGGCAGAUUUUUUGGGACUAGCCUCUGGUCUCCACAGCAUAGACCUGUUUUUUCUUUUUUAUCAAACUUGAACUUAAAAGAUCUAUCAGUGUGGCUUUGAACAAAAACAAACCCAGUAUAAUCUAUAUUUUGUCUAGUUUUAUUUUUCUGAUAAACGGUAAAAGACUUAGCAGUCUUGAGUAAGAAAAUCAGAUAUAUUAUUUUGUUUAUGAUAAUGUUUUAAAGCAUGCGUCAGAUUGUGUGUUCACUCUCAGUUAUAUUUUUUUUAUUUUGGCAUAGAAAUAUUUUAAUAGCGUUGGAUGGAAAUGUGAUGUUUUACCGUCGGAGAUGAAACUGUAUUUUGUACUAAAUUGAUGCUCGCUGGGUCUGUUUAUACUCCCUCUAAUUUUACCUGUUUAGUCGCCAUCUUGGAGGUGCAAUGACACGAUUGUUGUUUUCUUUGGUUUGAUGAUGAUUCUUAUUCCUGUUUAUCGAUAGCGAUCUCUCUAGGUUUUAUUAUGUAACGAUGAAAAAAAUGGCGAUUUAUAUUGCGUUGUCUAAAGCCAGAUCUCUCUGUGGUCAGUCGCUCGAAUCCUGGCAGAACCGAGCCGCCGCGGUUCUGCCCGCCGUCUCUCCUGGUUUGCGUUCGGACCGUCUGUCUGCGUGGAGGUGAACGCUGAAGUGUCACCUCGGCUCGGGGGCGUCGCCGGAUUAAUGUUUUUAGCUGAAUGUAGCCGGCGCCGGAAAGGCUCAGCGGGUCCGACGUGUCUCUGCUGGAUCCAGGCGUCUGGUCCGUGAAUCGGUGGGUUGGCUGCACGCCGACCAACAACGAUCAGGUUAGCCCUGACAGUUACCAUUUUAAUGCGCUAAUGUUGUCAACGCCGGUUCGCCCUGAUGGACCUUUAAAAGAGCCGACGUCAUAAAACAGCUGUUGCUCAUUAAAUUUACUGAUAUUCGGUUCUAACAACCGCCUGUUUCACCUGAAUAACCAACCUGAGUAAAACUAGCCUCACAUGCAUUAAUUAGACAGAAUUAACAGCAUAUUAAUCUCUCUUUUAUUGCCCCAAAACCACCAAAUUGGCACCAAACGAUAACUAAUCUAACAUUUCAUUAGACUUUUCUCCAUAAAUAACAUUUUAACAGAUGUACUAAGAAUUGCUAAAUAAAUCAUUUAAGUUAAACCCUUCAGCUACAUUUUCCACAAAGAAAUAAUGUGAAUAUUAAGGUCCAGAACUUCAGCGAGCCUGUUUAUAUUUUUAAUAUCAGUUAAAUAGAUUUCCUACCUGACCACAGCUGAGCUUUCCUUGUAGAUCUUUAAUCUACUUUAACAAAAUCCCCAACUGGAACAGCGAGUCGUUCGGUAGUUGAAGCUUCUCAUGAUCGUCUUAAAUGUGCAAAUUUUCAUGUUAGCGCGUCGUCUUCAGCUCGCAGCAUAAAGGUUCGUAAAGGUCUACAACACAUCGCAAAAACUACAAUCAAAAUACCAAAAAAAACGACGGUAAACCGACGUCCGACUUUACAAAACACAGAUGUGAGUUUAAAAUUAAAAUAAUAAUGUGAGAACUGCCGACAGCAGAGUUAGCCGUUUUCAGUAAGGUUCUUUUUUUACCUUGCAAACUUACAUAACGGUCUAUUAGCAUUACGAAAAGGUUAAAUAAUGAGCAAUCUGAAACUAGCUAGCGUAGCAUAGCGUAGCCUCGCGCUAAGCUACGACAACAUUUCCAUCAGUUUGCUCGUCUCCAACUUUAUUAGUUUAAAUCUUCCAACAAACGGUAAAAUCCGGUCCUGUAUCUUUCAACCUCGUAGUUAGCAUUAGGGACUCGGUUUUAUUAACGUCUGAAUAUCUGUAGCACAAAGGAAAACAUCUUAAAAUCUGGCGAUGUUGUGAAUUGGGAACCAAGAAGGUAUUCAGGAUUUUUAAAACACUGCAAGAAAGAAAGUGAAACAGCCGGCGAUAAAAUGGCUCCAAAGAGACGUCUGUAAACAGUUAAAUAUUUAACGUAAAAUUAUCUGUUUUGAUAGCUAGCUGUCCGAUCCGCUCGAUAAGCUUCACCUGAGCGCAGAACACCUGAGCUGGAGACGCUAGAAGUCGUUAGCUGAAGCCGGUCAAAGCGGCGCUGAUCCGGUUUUAGCCGGGCUAAUGUUCCUCAUACAAGCCGUUGUUCUGUUUUUUUCAUGUACUUGCACAAAUGUAAAUAAGUUUUUGGCUUUUCUUAUCUAACGUCAGCUAAUUUACUGUUGAGCUUAUUUGAUGCGGAUUUGGUAAAAAAAAAAAUAUUUGAAGACUUGUUCAUGUAAUUUUUUUUUUUUUUUUUGAAGUCCCGAAGUUUUCGGUUUUAUCUUUUUGUCUCUAGACGUCGGAUUCCACCUUGGUUGCAGUAUUUCAGAUUCGUUAGCCACGCGUCGUGUUUCUGCUUCCCGCUGUCGUUUGAUCGUCUUAUUUCCGAUCGGCCGCUUGUCCUGCGUGUCGAUGGAGGCGUAGCUGCAGCCGCCGGCGGUGGCGGCGCCGUUAGCCGAACCGCGGCGGACCACAGAGAGGUUUGUCUUGUUUCAGGAGAUCUGGCUGUUCUUGAGUUGAAAUUGAGUCAGUGGUUCUGCUUUUCUGUAUGUGUGACGAUGAUAAAGACAAUAAUAAUGAGUUCUCCUCUUCAGGGGUCUAUUUAAAUCGUAGAAAUAUUCAGUUUGUCAAUGCGAUACUUUGUGUAAAUUUCCACUCUGGCGGGUGCUCUCCAGUUAAAGUGUAUUUUUUGUCCUGUUCUACUGUUAAUUCACAUGUUGUUUAACCGAUCUGCACGUUUGAGUGUGUGUUGUUUUCUCAAGACUGCUAGGUAAACUGCCUCCAUCUGCUCUCCCUGCCGAGCUGAGCGCCGCCGCGUUACAAAGCGGGCCGGGCCUCAGCCUGGACCGGACCGGGCCUCAGCCUGGACCGGGCCGGGCCUCAGCCUGGACCGGACCGGGCCUCAGCCUGGACCGGACCGGGCCUCAGCCCGCCUGCGGCCGGACCGGGCCGGCUCAGGGGCAGGGAGCGCCGCCGCUGCCGCGUUCACGGGGUUUCACGCCCCACAGAAUUAUUAAAACUGCUGGAGGGGACCUUUGCCCGAUGUCCGGUUCUGGUCCCGGGCUCGUUGUGACGGCUCGGUCAGAACCGGGCAUGAGGUCACCUGUCCGCUUCGUUGUAAGGCUUCCUGGUCCAGAGAUUUACUUCUGAGGGAGCUUUUGGUUUCAUGGUUUCUGUUCUUUUUCUAAUGGACAGACGUCCUAACUGUAACCUGCAGAUUUUUCUAUUAGAUUCUAUUGACAGAUAGUUACGUCUGAACCCGAGCCACAGGACUGUUGUGGCAGAUGAUGAUUAAUAUGAGGGCUAAUAAACCGGCUCCUUCUUUCUGA
Fundulus heteroclitus (mummichog) is the source of this 5271-nucleotide messenger RNA. Its product is annotated as far upstream element-binding protein 3. Lineage: Eukaryota; Metazoa; Chordata; Actinopteri; Cyprinodontiformes; Fundulidae. The coding region runs from base 48 to 1724 and encodes 558 amino acids. The record is from RefSeq and is a predicted model, not a curated record. The transcript is spliced from 19 exons. Gene Ontology annotation, biological process: regulation of DNA-templated transcription. Gene Ontology annotation, cellular component: nucleus; cytoplasm. Gene Ontology annotation, molecular function: mRNA binding.